This is a messenger RNA of Drosophila bipectinata, 516 nucleotides long. NCBI's taxonomy places the organism in Eukaryota, Metazoa, Arthropoda, Insecta, Diptera, Drosophilidae. The record is from RefSeq and is a predicted model, not a curated record.
AUGUUGGUCAAUUCAGGAUUUCCACCGAUAGCAGUGAAAGGUGGAUACGAUACAGACGGAUCUCCUCACUACGUGGGGCGUGCAUAUCACGAGGGCAGCCUACUGCCGGCAAAAGUAAGUCCAAGCAGAGGUCUUGCCCAUGUGGCCAACUACGGAAAGGAGCACAAAAAGACUACCUUCGACGUUCUUGUGGGUGAAGGAUAUAGCUGGGUCCCCGAUAACUAUGGUCACGUGCCUGCCACGGCAGUGAUCGGUGGUAAAAAGAAGAACGGAGAAAUCUUGUAUAUAGGUCGUGCAAUGUACAAGAACAGUCUGGUCAUAGGGAAGAUUGAUCAAUCACAUGGCUGCCUGUAUAUCCCAUUCGGUGGAAAGGAAGUAGCGAUAAGACAAUACGAAGUCCUGGUCCGCUAGGAGCACUGUAUUUAAAUAAAAAUGAUUUUGACACUUUGAAUGGUAUAUGUAGAGAAAUUUAAAAUCAAAAAUGCAAUUUAAAUAAAUAUUAUUUUUAAAAAUAAA